Molecule: messenger RNA, 4257 nt
Organism: Caenorhabditis sp. 36 PRJEB53466
Lineage: Eukaryota; Metazoa; Nematoda; Chromadorea; Rhabditida; Rhabditidae
Source: the annotation of a GenBank genome assembly
AUGACUUCUUCUCCGCCCGAAAUCGUUCCUCAACAGCCUCUUGACGCGUUCCUCCUCAAUAAAACGGACACAGAGCAGGUUUAUCAGUCAUUAACAUCAGAAUUAUGAAAUACACUUUGAAGGAAAUGUUCUUGGCCAAACAUCCGAACUAUGACGGAAGAGACAUCAUCAUUGCGAUCCUGGACACUGGAGUCGAUCCGUCUCUUCCUGGAAUGCAAGUGACGACGACUGGAGAGCGCAAAAUGCUAGACGUGAUCGACUGCUCCGGAGCAGGAGACGUUGACACCUCUACGAUCAGAAGUGUCAAGGACGGAUUCAUCGAAGGAUUAUCUGGCCGGAAAUUAGCCAUUCCGGAAAAGUGGGCGUGUCCUACUGGAAAGUAUCACGUCGGUCUGAAGCCGAUUUUCGAAUUGUACACGAAAGGAGUCAAGACUCGUGUUCUGAGCGAGAGAAAAGAAGACUUCGUCGGUCCAGCCCACAAUGGUGCGACUGCCGAGGCACAGAAACAACUGGCUGCUCAUGAAACCGAGGUGGGAGGUACGAGCGAGAAGACUUCAGAUAAAUGGGCAAGGGAAGACCUCGCAUGCAAAGUAGACUUCCUGAAGACGAUGUCGUCUGUGGCUGAUGUCGGACCGGUGGCUGAUGUCGUGACGUGGCACGACGGAGAGAACUGGAGAGUGUGCAUUGACACCUCAUUCCGUGGCCGUCUUGGAAUGUGCAAUGUGCUCGGAACAUUCAGAGAAACGGGAGAUUACGCGUGUUUGACUGACAAAGACUCUGUUGUCUACACAGUAAGAGUGAGCAUCGAUGGUAAUCUGACAGAGAUUGUGGUUCCAUCCGGCUCGCAUGGUAGCCAUGUGGCAGGAAUCGCUGCAGCCAACUACCCGGACAAUCCACAAAAGAAUGGACUUGCUCCAGGGGCGAAGAUCCUUUCGUUGAACAUUGGAGAUCAUCGGUUGGGAGCCAUGGAGACCGGGCAAGCAAUGACAAGAGCGUUCAAUAUGUGCGCCGAACUAAAGGUCGACAUCAUCAAUAUGUCUUUUGGAGAAGGAACUCACCUUCCUGAUGCCGGGUCAGUUAAAUGUUCUCUUAUUGCUUUUCGAAAACAAUCUCAUUUCCAGACGAGUUAUCGAAGAAGCUCGUCGUCUUAUCGAUCGUCGCGACGUUAUCUACGUGUGCUCUGCUGGAAAUCAGGGACCGGCUCUUUCAACUGUCGGAGCUCCGGGAGGAACGACAACUGGAGUAAUCGGAAUCGGAGCUUACUUGACUGCCGAAUCUGCCGAUACUCUCUACGGAAUCUACAAGCCAGUCGAGAGCAAUAUUUACCCGUGGAGCUCGCGUGGACCCUGCCAAGACGGAAAGCUCGGCGUCAGUUUGGUGGCUCCCGCUGCCGCAUUCGCAGGAGUUCCGCAGUACUGCAGACAGAGCAUGCAAAUGAUGAACGGUACGAGUAUGAGCUCGCCGAACGCGGCUGGCAACGUGGCUUGCAUGCUGUCUGGAUUGAAGCAGCAGAAUCUGAAAUGGACUCCGUACACUGUCCGAUUGGCGCUGGAGAAUACUGCUCAAGUGCUUCCCCAGAGCGAUGCAUUCUCACAAGGACAAGGAAUGAUCAAGAUUUCGGCGGCUUUUGAGAAACUGUCCGGAAUUUUGAAUGAGAAAGUGUUCCCUCAAAAAUUGACGCAUUUCGAUAUCAAAGUUGGAGAACACUGCAAGAAAUCGAAAGGAAUCUACAUCCGUGAGCCCAACUGGAACGGACCGCAAGAGUUCACCAUCGGAGUAGAACCCUUAUUCCAAAACCAUCAAGCCGAAAACAACUUGCCAGCCAUUGGAUUCGAGAAGCAGGUCAUUCUGCAGUCUAAUGCUCCAUGGGUUUCCCACCCUCAGACAAUGUUUGUGGUGGCUCAAGAGCGGACAAUGGUGGUCACAGUGGACACUUCGAAGGCGCCGAAGGGAGCCAGCUACACAGAAAUUGUGGGAAUCGACGCCGCCGAUCCGACACUCGGACCCAUUUUCCGUAUUCCGGUGACGGUCAUCAUCCCUGAAAAAAUUGCCGAUUUGUACAGUUCGAAGCUCGUCGGGAAAUCUGGAGUUCCAGAAAGACGCUUUGUCGAAAUUCCAGCGUGGGCCACCAGUGCAAGUAAGUGGUUGACUCCCCCUCGUCUAGAAGCAUUCCACGUUUUCAGAAAUCUCUCUGACUUCGACCAACAAGGACGAAAUGGACAGAUUCACUCUGCAUACCGUCUACGUUGAGGAUGACAAGUGCUCUCGUAACACGGAAACCCAGAAGAUUCAAGGACCGAUCGGAAGUGAAUGGAGCAAAGCGAUCACUGUGAAAGGAGGCAAGACCCUCGAGGCGUGUGUCGUCCGUCAGUGGUCUCGCGGAAAGAAUCCGGUCGAUGUAGACCUAAAGAUCGAGUUUUUCGGUGUCAAAAAGCCUGAUUCAAUUGCACUCGUUCACGGAGCAACCAACACUCCGAUCCGUAUUCAGGCGGCGCCCACGAAGAGCAUCGACGUAGCGCCGUCCAUUUCUCUCAAAUCUCUCGUCGUCUCUCUGAAGCCACAAUCAGCUAAAGUGGAGCCGUUGGGACCGCGAGACUUGUUCCACACUUCCGGUCUCCAGAUCAAUCGCGUUCUGCUCAGCUACCAGCUCAAAGGUGAUUCAAUGGGUUUGGAAACUAUUAAAUCCAAUUUUUUGCAGUUCAAAAGACGUGCGAAGUGAAUCUGGAGUUUGCGGGGCUCACUCCGUACUUGUACGAGGCACCAGUCGACUGCGUUCUCUUCCAAAUCUUCGGGGCCAACAAAUCGUUCGUCGGAGCGUCGGCCGCCUAUCCGAGCCGCUGGACGCACAAGCUCGAGAAGGGAGAUUACACGAUUCAGGCACAAAUCAGACAUCCAGACGACCAGGUCCUUCAGGGAUUGAAGGAGCUCCCUUGCUGUAAGAGUGCAUUCUUCAGAAAGUAGCAUAAUAUCCUUUUUCAGUGUGCACGUCAAGCUUCCUGCAAAGGUUUCAGUCGAUUUGGCAGCAACUAUUGAUGACGCUCUUGUUGGAAAGGAGAGCAAGUUCGCCGGAAAAGGAUUGCUGCCGAACCAGGAAAUGACCGUCUACGCGAUAAGCGUGGUCGAUGACAAACUGCCGAAGACGAUCACUCCUACCAGUGGAAGCUUCCUGCUCGGAACGUUCUCUGCUCUCAAAGAUUCCGACCUGAGCACUGUUGACAAGUCGGAGGUUGUCUACUAUUUGAGCGAAUAUUCGACACGUCCGGCGAAAGGAUUGUCGAUGGUGACUGCGAAAAAGGAGAAGAGUCAGAACGAAGAAAUGACCGGUAAGUUGAAAAGACGAAUGACCUUCUCAAAGAACAAGAGAAAUUCAGAAGCCAUUCGUGACUUGGAAGUCUCCUGGGUGAGCAAACUGACCGACGAGAAGGCAGCCAAAGAGUUCUUCGAGACUUGCUUCAACAAGUAUCCGGACCAUUUGCCGCUUCUUCAAAACCGCGUCAAACAACUGAUGCAGAUAAAAUUGAAUGAUCAGACCGCAGAAGGUGUGCAGAAGGUCGUCGAGUUGUGCGGAAAGAUUCUUGAACUGACGAAACCCGCUGAAGUUCUACAAUUUCUCUCCGUGAAGCAGGAGCACGCCGAUGAUCUUCUGACUAUCGACAAAUGGAUCGCUGUGACUGGUGGAAGUGAGGAUCAACGGAAGGAUGCUGCCAAAAUAGUGGCCAAGUUCGAGGAAAGGAAGACGGCCACCGUGGCGGCUUUGCAAGCACUCGCCUCGUUGGAGCAGGAUCUGGAAGUGCGGAAGAGCAAGCAGAAUGUGCCAUCGAGUAUCCGUUUCGGUGGUAUCACGCCGUUGAUUUUGGAGGAAAACAAGGAGAGACGGUCACAAAGAAGUCGAGUAACUACGAAACGCUAAAGACGAAAGCGGAGCAGAUCGAUCUGAUUGUGUCCGAAGAGCUCAAGAAACUGGAUGAUAAAUGGACGGGCUCGCAGUUCUACGUGAAACUUCUCGUGUGGCUGUCUGCUGAUGACUCAAAGACAGCCCUUAUAUCUGCGAAACACGCCGCCGCUCUCGGACAAUUCGGAAGAUGCGCAAAGCUUUUGAACAAGGCGAGCGAAGAGUUGAAGGCGUCGGCCACUGAUUCGGCGACUGUGGAUACGAGUCUGGCGGAGGUUUGUGAGCAUCUCGAGUGGAAUCAUCUGGCCACGUACUUCAAGAACUUGGCCCUAAUCAAAAACCGUCCAUCGUACAGACUUUUCUAA